AUGCACGUCGCCGAAAGUAGUAUAUCAGCAUACCAAAUAUCACAAACUCUUCUUUUGUCUGUUUCCACAAUUGCUUAUUGUGCUGCGUAUGAUCACAGUGCAGGACAUGCAGUUUUUGUCGUUAUUUCUGUAUUGCUAUUUCAUUUUCUUGUAACAGGUGCAAUUUUGGCUACUUGCUGUUGGUUUUUCACUAACAAUUAUCUCCGAGAAGAAGCUUUGAACAGCCAUGUGGUGGAGCAACGGGUGGAAUGGUUGUAUGCCUUUGACGUACACUGCAACUCUUUCUUCCCUGUGUUUGUGCUGCUUUAUGUCGUUCAUUAUUUUCUUUCACCUCUGCUGGUCGCCCAUGGUUUUGUUCCUGAAUUGCUGUCGAAUCUACUAUUCAUGGUGGCUGCUUCCUACUAUCACUACCUAAAUUAUUUGGGUUAUGAUGUAUUACCAUUCCUGGAGAGGACCACUUUAUUCCUGUAUCCAAUUGGUGUUGUUUUCGUUCUUUCCCCUAUAUUAAUUCUGACUGGAUUCAACCCUUCGAGACAUGCCAUGAACAUGUAUUUCAGUCGAGUGCUCUAG
Molecule: messenger RNA, 570 nt
Organism: Striga hermonthica
Lineage: Eukaryota; Viridiplantae; Streptophyta; Magnoliopsida; Lamiales; Orobanchaceae
Source: the annotation of a GenBank genome assembly